GGAGGAUGCGCAUAUUCUCAGAUUUAAGGGGGGAGGUUUGGAGCAGCCCGGACUCUCUCGUUGUUUAAGCGUUUCUCCGCCAGGAAUGAUCCGAAGACUUUCAGGGAUUCGUUUGAGUACCCGUCUUUUGUAAAAAAUACAGCUCCCAGCGACAUCUCGUUUUCGGAUAUUUUGUUAGGGCGAGUUGAAGAACUUUAGGACGCAGUUUUCGGAGGUGAGCGGACUUUCCAUCGCGGUCGAGACGUUUUGGGAUAAAGGGACUACCAGAAAGUAGCCUGCCGCACGGACUGCACUCGGACUCGCUUAGGUCAGCUAGGUGAGAUACAAGGAGCCCGUCGAAAAGGAGAGACGAGAGCCCAACGUUAAAAUAAAAAGCUAACUUUUCUUCUGUCCGCUCUUUUGAUUUUUGGGGGUUUUUCGUCGUGGCGGACGCGCAUUCUUCUUCUCCUCCUCAGCCUCACAAGUUUGGCAAAAAAAAUGCGCAGACUUGUUAGCCAAACGCUGAUAGCGUGGAGUGAGUGAGCUUCGUUAACGGGCCACACGUUGGAAAUCUGGAUUUACUGUUGUCCUUUUUUCCCCGGGACGUUUUUGUGCAUCUAAUCUCGGCUCAGGAGUCUUGUUAUCUGGCCGUCUGUGGCUGCUUCACGGCCCCCCCGGCAGUAAGUUCAGGGCUGUGGAUGAGCCGCCGCUGAUGCCCCAAAGGUCUGAAUGGAGUUCGAGUGGCAGCGGAGCCAGCAGCUGUAGCUCCCUCAGCAGGAUGCUGAUGAGGCCAACCAUCCUUCUGUCUCUGGCUUUACUCGCCCAGGUUGGAAGGACCCAGUGCCGGCCUGCCAACGCCGAUGAAGUCUCUGUGGAAACGGCAGUAGAGCAGUUCACGCUCUAUCUCGGGGACCGUCUGGAUCUGAGCUGCUCUGCCAGGGACUCCCCCCACGCCGUCAACUGGACCAAAGACCACGUGGCCGUAGUGGAUGGAGAGCACACGCGCAUCCGCAACGGCCAGCUGGAGAUCGAGAGCGUGGAGCUGACGGACUCGGGCCUGUACAGCUGCACCACCUUCGCCAACCACACCGUCUUCUUCAACGUCACAGUUGAUACCCUGGCCUCAUCCGAGGACGAUGAUGAAGAUGAAGAGUCUUCGUCAGAGGAAGCCAAACUUUUGGGCAGUCAAAAACUGAUUCCAAUGGCUCCACAGUGGGCUCAUCCAGAAAAAAUGGAGAAGAAGCUUCACGCCGUCCCAGCCAGUAAGACCGUGAAGUUUCGAUGCCAGGCCAGCGGCAACCCAACUCCCACUCUGAAAUGGUACAAGAAUGGAAAGGAGUUCAAGAGGGACCAUCGCAUCGGAGGCUUCAAGGUCCGUGAACAUGUGUGGACCAUCAUCAUGGAGUCUGUGGUCCCCUCUGACAAGGGGAACUAUACCUGUGUGGUGGAAAACGAGUACGGCAGCAUCAAUCACACGUACCAGCUCGACGUAGUCGAGCGCUCUCCCCACAGGCCGAUCCUGCAGGCCGGCCUGCCAGCUAAUCGCACCGCGGUGGUGGGCAGCGACGUGGAGUUUGAGUGCAAGGUGUUCAGCGACCCUCAGCCUCACAUCCAGUGGCUGAAGCACAUCGAGGUCAACGGGAGCCGAGUUGGCCCUGAUGGGUUACCGUACGUCCGCGUCCUCAAGCAUUCUGGGGUCAAUAGCUCGGACGCUCAGGUGCUGACCCUCUACAAUGUGACUGAGGAGGAGAGCGGAGAGUAUAUAUGUAAAGUGUCCAAUUAUAUAGGAGAGGCCAAUCAGUCGGCCUGGCUGACUGUCACCAGAUAUGAGCCCACAGCUGUCCCACACUAUCCUCCAGCCAACCACAUCUACCUGGAGGUUGUCAUCUACUGCGUGGGCUUCUUCUUCAUCGCUGUCAUGAUCGCCAUCGCAAUCAUCGUGAAGAUUCGCACCUCCUCCAAGAAGAGCGACUUCAACAGUCAGCUGGCCGUCCACAAGCUGGCCAAAAGCAUCCCCCUGCGCAGACAGGUAACAGUGUCCGUGGACUCGAGCUCCUCUAUCCACUCUGGAGUGAUGCUGGUUCGUCCCUCCCGCCUCUCCUCCAGCGGAUCUCCAAUGCUUUCCGGGGUGUCUGAGUAUGAACUGCCCCAGGAUCCCCGCUGGGAGCUUCCCCGGGACAGGCUUGUUCUUGGGAAGCCGCUGGGCGAAGGCUGCUUCGGUCAGGUGGUGAUGGGAGAGGCGCUGGGGCUCGACAAGGAGAAGCCAAACCGGGUCACCAAGGUUGCGGUGAAAAUGUUGAAAUCUGACGCCACAGAGAAAGACCUGUCGGACCUGAUUUCAGAGAUGGAGAUGAUGAAGAUCAUCGGGAAGCACAAGAACAUCAUUAAUCUGCUGGGAGCCUGCACACAGGAUGGUCCUCUGUAUGUGAUAGUAGAGUACGCCUCCAAGGGUAACCUGCGGGAGUACCUGCGAGCCCGGCGCCCACCAGGCAUGGAGUACUGCUACAAUCCAGACCAGGUUCCCGUGGAGAACAUGUCGAUCAAAGACCUGGUGUCUUGUGCUUUCCAGGUGGCCCGAGGCAUGGAGUAUCUGGCCUCCAAAAAGUGCAUCCACAGAGAUCUCGCCGCUCGAAAUGUAUUGGUAACGGAGGACAACGUGAUGAAAAUAGCCGACUUUGGCCUGGCGAGAGAUAUCCACCACAUUGAUUACUAUAAGAAGACCACAAACGGUCGGUUACCCGUUAAGUGGAUGGCUCCCGAGGCCCUGUUUGACCGGAUAUACACGCACCAGAGCGAUGUCUGGUCAUUCGGGGUGCUGCUUUGGGAGAUCUUCACCCUGGGAGGCUCUCCGUAUCCCGGCGUCCCGGUGGAAGAGCUGUUCAAGCUGCUGAAGGAAGGUCACCGGAUGGACAAGCCCUCGACGUGCACUCACGAGCUGUAUAUGAUGAUGAGGGACUGCUGGCACGCUGUGCCCUCUCAGAGGCCCACGUUCAAACAGCUGGUAGAGGAUCUAGAUCGCUGUCUGGCCAUGACGUCCAACCAGGAGUAUCUGGAGCUGUCAGUGCCUCUGGAUCAAUAUUCCCCGAGCUACCCCGACACCCGCAGCUCCACCUGCUCCUCGGGCGAGGACUCGGUCUUCUCCCAUGAUGCCGGAGCUGAAGAGCCCUGUCUGCCAAAGUUCCCUCCCCACUCCAACGGGGCAGCCAUUAAGAAACGCUGAUACCUCGCCUCUGUUCGAACAUUGGACGCUUCCUCGGCUCCCUGCCUCACGGGGUUGGACUCGUCCUCACAUUCCCAGAGAUGAAGCUAAAGGACACUGGUGCUCUGUGAGAAAGGAGGACAUCUCGUAGAACUUGUCGGAUCACGUGGACUGAAGUUUCCCGGUUCUUGGUGGUGACGAUGUUUGUGGGGCACUUUGUAUUAACAGGAGUGGCAGAAAAAAGAGCAGACUUCCACUCUUCUUCUUUCCAGUUUGGGCAUUUCACGUUUCAGGAGAACCAAAAGGACUGACGGCGGUUCUGUCGGGUUUCUGUUUGUUCCGUUUGUCCCUCCAGCGUUUUCCGACCAAAUCUAUACUGCCAAGGGACAUGCAGCACCGUGAUCCACUGCAUCAUCUUCUUGUAAAUACAGUUAGAAAAUUAUAAAUAUGAAUAUAUAUUUACAUCGUACUCUUAUUUUUAUUACCAUUGAUUUAUUUUCUUUUGUACAAGGAUGGUUUUGUUUGAUCCAUUUUUUUUAAUAUAGUCUGUAGGGGCAGUUGUUACACGAGAAUAUCUUUAAAAUUGCUGAGGAUUACGUGGCCAGUUGUUUUCGCUGUAUCACAGCUUUGAUUCCCCUAAAUUUACUGCAUAAUCAUCAGUGGAAAAUAUAUAUACUGGGUUCUUCUGUUUUUUAACUGUAAAAUGCUUUUCAUAACACAACCUGCAGAACAGUGUAACUCAGUGUUUGGGGUUUCUCUCCGUCAAAAGAAAUGGAUUCAUGAAAAUGUUAGAAGUGUGUGUGUGUGUGUGUGUGUGGGUGGAUGCUGUGUGUGUGUGUGUGUGUGUGUGUGUGUGUGUGUGUGUGUAUGUGUGUAUGGAAAGUUUUAUCUCAUUCUGUUCAUCUCCUUCCAGGAUGUUCUCACACUUGUAAAUAUACCUGGUUGUACACCGAGCUUCAGUCAACAUCAUGCACUUGACUGUGCGUGCCUUCCAUGUGAUGAACUUAUCUCCUGCUGUAAAUGCUUUAACAGGAGUUGCUGCCAUAUAACUUUUGACGAAGGGUCGCAGAACACGUAUGUCAUCGUUAAAGGAUUACAUUAAAUAAAAUGCUAUCGAAAAACAAA
Molecule: messenger RNA, 4303 nt
Organism: Scatophagus argus
Lineage: Eukaryota; Metazoa; Chordata; Actinopteri; Scatophagidae
Product: fibroblast growth factor receptor 1-A-like
Exons: 18
Coding region: 692-3199 (835 amino acids)
Biological process (GO): positive regulation of cell population proliferation; protein phosphorylation; fibroblast growth factor receptor signaling pathway
Cellular component (GO): membrane; signaling receptor complex
Molecular function (GO): ATP binding; fibroblast growth factor receptor activity; fibroblast growth factor binding
Source: RefSeq, a predicted model, not a curated record